UGCUUCGAGGCAUCUGUGUAAUCUGCUCAAGGAAACCUACACUCGUUUCACAGAGAAGACCAGCAAAUAUGAACAGGAAAAGGAAGCAACAAUACAAUUGUAUGAGGAACUUCACAGCAACGUAGAAAGAAUGACAGUGGCAUUUGAAGAGCUUCGUGUGCAAGCAGAGAACGACAGACUGGAAAUGAGUUUCAAAUUAAAAGAAGAAGCAGAAAAAGUGGACAAGUUUGAGAAAGAAUGCAGACUGGAAGUCAGCCAAAAGGAAAAGCAGAUUUCAGCUCUUACCAUACAGAGAGAUGAAAAAGAUGAUGUCAUAAAAGACAUCAAGGCUCAGCUGCAGAUGUCACAAAAUAAGAUUGCUGACUUAAUGGAAGCAAAAUUACAUAAUGAAGAAAUGUUAAAGGAAUCCCAGGGCAGUAAAGAACAUUUGAGGAAAUGA
Molecule: messenger RNA, 439 nt
Organism: Melozone crissalis (California towhee)
Lineage: Eukaryota; Metazoa; Chordata; Aves; Passeriformes; Passerellidae
Product: synaptonemal complex protein 1-like
Exons: 7
Coding region: 131-439 (102 amino acids)
Biological process (GO): synaptonemal complex assembly; chiasma assembly; lateral element assembly
Cellular component (GO): central element; male germ cell nucleus; synaptonemal complex
Molecular function (GO): double-stranded DNA binding
Source: RefSeq, a predicted model, not a curated record